Candidozyma pseudohaemuli is the source of this 1494-nucleotide messenger RNA. RefSeq lists its product as uncharacterized. Gene Ontology annotation, molecular function: transmembrane transporter activity. The record is from RefSeq and is a predicted model, not a curated record. Gene Ontology annotation, cellular component: membrane. The coding region runs from base 1 to 1494 and encodes 497 amino acids. Gene Ontology annotation, biological process: transmembrane transport. The transcript has a single exon. NCBI's taxonomy places the organism in Eukaryota, Fungi, Ascomycota, Pichiomycetes, Serinales, Metschnikowiaceae.
AUGUCGCUUGACGAAAAACCAAAGCUUGAGCCUUUCGAGUCCCAGGUCUCCACGGAAUCCGAUGAGGAUCUUUUCGCUGACAUUGAUCGGAAAAAGGUCACCAGAAAAAUUGACCUCCGGCUUCUUCCCAUUUUUACGAUUCUUUACCUCCUAAGUUUUCUCGACAGAGGCAACAUCGGAAAUGCCAAAAUCGAGGGCCUUGCUGAAGACUUGAACUUGGUCGGCAACCAGUACAACUUGUGUUUGACGAUUUUCUUCAUUUUCUACGCCUCCGCCGAGGUGCCCUCCAACAUGAUCUUGAAACGCUGGAAACCAGACGUUUUCGUGCCGCUCACGGUGGUUCUUUUCGCCACAGUCAUGACGCUUAUGGGGACCGUGCAAAACUUUGCUCAAUUGAUGGCCACCAGGGCGCUUUUGGGGCUUUUCGAGUCCAGUUUGUUUCCUGGAAUCUCGUACAUUUUGUCCAUGUACUACCGGAAAAACGAGUUGCUUGUUCGCCAGGCCAUUUUCUUCUCGGCAGCGUCCAUGGCGGGUGCAUUUUCGGGUCUUUUGGCUGCUGCCAUUUCUCAGAUGGACGGAGUGGGAGGUUACGAAGGAUGGCGGUGGAUUUUCAUUCUCGAGGGAUUGCUCACGUUUCUUUUCGGCGUGGCGUCCUUCUGGUGGUUCCCCAAGUACCCCAAAAACGCUACUUUCCUUACUGAAAGAGAAAGAGAGUACGUUCUCUGGAAUGUCCACCACCUGACCAACCAGACGUCAGCACACCCCAAUGCACCCAAAGGCGAGGACACUUCAAGCGACAGGAAGUUCUUGUGGGGCGUUUUCAAAGACCCCAACUGCUGGUUCCAGCUUUUUUCAUACUUGGGCAUUUUGCUCCCACUCUACGGCAUUUCGCUUUUCACCCCCACCAUCAUCAAAAACCUCGGCUACACCGCCACCAAGGCCCAGUUGCUCAGUGUUCCGAUCUACGUGGUGGCGGCGUUUUUGAGUAUUGUUCAGGCGUUUAUUUCAGACUGGUCUGGGCUCAGAUCGCCUUUCUUGAUAUUCAACUACACAUGCAUGAUCAUUGGAUUUGUCGUUUGCAUUGCGCUAGAUCCCCGGGUCAACCCUAGUGGAAUCUACGCCGCCAUCUAUAUUUGUGCCAUGGGCAUGUACCCAGCCAUUCCUCUAUCGAUUGUGUGGAAUGCCAAUAACUUGUCUGGAUCGUACAAAAGAGCCAUUGGAAUCGGUUUUCAAAUCGGUCUUGCUAACUACGGAGGUGCUUUUGUGUCCAACUUUUACCGUGAGCAGGAUAGCCCUCGUUACGUUCUAGGACACGGCUUGACGCUUGGCUUUAUUGGGUUAGGUGGAGUGGCUUUGGCGUGCGGUAUUAUCAACUACAAAUUGAGCAACCGCAAGAAGGAGAAGAUGAUCGAGCUGGGAGAGUUGGACGGUUUUACCGACGAGGAGCUUCUUGGCAUGGGCGACAAGAACCCGUACUUCAGGUACAGAUUGUAG